Adineta steineri is the source of this 1743-nucleotide messenger RNA. The record is from the annotation of a GenBank genome assembly. Lineage: Eukaryota; Metazoa; Rotifera; Eurotatoria; Adinetida; Adinetidae.
AUGUGGUUUCUACGACGUAUAUUCAUUUUAUUUAUUGUAAUACUAAUCAAUUACAAUAUUUCUUCGACAAAUUCUAUUGAAUUAACAGCUGUACAAUUGAAACAUGAAAAAGCUGUUUCAGAAAUUCGAAAAUUAGAAGAUGAUUUAAAAAAAGGUCAACAACAAUUUAAAAUUGAUCGACAAAAUUUUGAAGAAGAAAAGAAACAAUUACAGAAAUCUGUUAAAGAUCAUGAUGUUAUUCAACUCAAUGUUGGUGGUGAAAUCAUAAUGACUACUCGUCAAACACUUACUCGUAUUUCAAAAUCAACUCUUGCAACAAUAUUCAAUGGUAGAUGGGAACAUAAAUUAUCAUUAGAUCAAAAUAAAAAUCUCUUUUUUGAUUUUAAUCCUAUUCUUUUUCGUCAUCUAAUUGAUCAAUUACAAGUAUUAGAUACAAAUCAUCCAAUUCAUUUGUAUUUACCUUCAGACUCUUCACUUGUAGAACCUUUUAUAAAAAUGCUUCGAAAAUUAGGCCUUGAUCAAUUUUUAUCAUCAAAAGAAAAGAAUAUUUUAACUUUUAAUGUUGGUGGUGAAAUAAUUACAAAUCAUCGUUCAACAUUUACUCAAGUUAUAAAUUCUACAUUUAAUACUAGUAGUCUACCUUCGAAAACAAUAAAUAGUGAUGUUUUUCUUGAUUAUAAUCCAAAAUUAUAUCAAGAUUUGAUCAAUCAAUUACGAGAAGUACCAUCUAAAAACAUCCGUUAUUUUGAACCAACACUUCCAAAAGAUACAAAGCCGUUCAAAAGAAUGCUCACUGAAUUAAAUUUGAGUGGACAAACAUAUUCUCCAGUAAAAAUUGAUAAGAAUACUAAAUGGAUAAACAAUGGAAGUACUAUAAUUGGUGGACAUGGUAAAGGUGAUGGUUUAGCUCAACUUGAUUGGCCAGAAAGUAUUUAUAUUGAUGAUGAUGAUCAUAAGAUUUAUAUUUCUGAUUCUAAUAAUCAUCGUGUUGUUGAAUUGAAAUUCGAUUCAACGAUUGGUCAAAUUGUUGCAGGUGGAAAUGGACAAGGAAAUCGAAUUGAUCAAUUAGAUUAUCCAGCAGAUGUAAUUGUUGAUAAAAAGAAUGAUUCUCUUAUCAUUUGUGAUAGUAGAAAUAGACGAGUAGUACGAUGGUGUCGUCAAGAUACUACACAUGGACAAACAAUUAUAUUUGAUAUUGAUUGUUACGGUUUAGCAAUAGAUAAUAAUGGAGAUCUUUAUGUUUCUGAUUUAGUAAAAAAUGAAGUAAGACGAUGGAAAAUAGGAGAUACGAAUAGUAUUCUAGUAGCUGGUGGUCAUGGAGAAGGACAUAAUCUUCAUCAAUUAUAUCUUCCAACUUCUAUAUUUGUUGAUCAAGAUCAUACAGUUUAUGUAUCAGAUGAAAAAAAUCAUCGUGUUAUGAAAUGGAUGAAAAAUGCAAAAGAAGGUAUCGUUGUUGCUGGUGGACAUGGUAAAGGAAAUAGCUCCAACCAAUUAUCUUAUCCUAGAGGAGUAGUUGUUGAUCAUUCGGGUAAUAUUUAUGUAGCUGAUUCUAGAAAUCAACGAAUAAUGCGUUGGUCCAAAGGAUCUGAAGAAGGUAGUAUUGUUGUUGGUGGAAAUGGUCAAGGAAAACAAUCAAAUCAACUUCAUUUUCCCAAAGGUUUAUCAUUUGAUCAACAAGGUAAUCUUUAUAUCGUCGAUUGGGACAAUAAUAGAGUACAAAAGUUUGAUGUUGACUUAGAUUAA